Messenger RNA from Cotesia congregata, 963 nucleotides. The record is from the annotation of a GenBank genome assembly. Lineage: Eukaryota; Metazoa; Arthropoda; Insecta; Hymenoptera; Braconidae.
AUGAGUAUCUUUUUCUGUGUUCUCGCUGUUUUUGGGCUGGCACAAGCCACAAUGGGGACUGUUGCGCCAGACGCGGCGACCUUCUUUGACUCGACCAUCCAUGGAAAUCUCACCAAAAUUACUUGGGUGCAUGCGGUCAAUGAUUUUAAAAAAUUGAACCAAACUUUGGAUGAUGAAUCGAUAAUGAUGGUGGAAGCUGAUGUUGUUUUGGGAACUGUUGGCAAUUCCUCAGAAAUAAUUCCAAUAAUGGCACAUCCGCCAGAUAAUACCAGCGAUUUGUCACUCGCUGAUUUUUUGACAGCCAUGAUUAAACACAAAAAGAAGGGUAUUAAGUUAGACUUCAAAACUAUCGAGGCUUUUAAUGGUAGUUUGGAACUUCUGACUAAACAUCGCGAAAACAUGACAUUCCCAGUAUGGCUGAAUGCAGACAUUCUUAGCGGACCAGUUGACGCAGAUACCAAACCCGUUGACUCAAAACAAUUUUUAUCACUCGCCAAUAAAACUUUACCAGAAAGUACUUUGUCAAUUGGUUGGACUACCAGGUAUGGAAUCCUAAAAGUGAUAAUUUCCGGCAACUACAGCGAGGCGCAAAUCGAUGAAAUGAUAAAAACGGUUUCGAACACAUCCCAGCCGAUAACUUAUCCAGUACGAGCUGGUCUUGCAGCAGGUGACAUCGCCGUCUGGUCAAAACUCUUGAACAGCACUGCAGAUAAAAAUGCUACCCUGACGAUCUGGUCAGCAGAAGGCGACAAAGUAGACGUUGACCAGUUGAUAAAGUUGAUCCAAGAAGUCGGAUAUGAUCGAGUGUAUGUCGAUGUCCCCGAAAAACUGCGAAAGCAACUGGCGGGAUCCGCGACGUCAGCGAGCAUCUCCACCUUCCUGUUACUCAGCUCCAUUUUCCUGGGAAAUGUUCUGCUGGCGAAUUUAUUAGAUUUUGUGAAUUUAAAUGUUAUAAGUGCAUAA